Alternaria incomplexa is the source of this 1131-nucleotide messenger RNA. RefSeq lists its product as uncharacterized. Gene Ontology annotation, molecular function: methyltransferase activity. The coding region runs from base 1 to 1131 and encodes 376 amino acids. The transcript is spliced from 2 exons. NCBI's taxonomy places the organism in Eukaryota, Fungi, Ascomycota, Dothideomycetes, Pleosporales, Pleosporaceae. The record is from RefSeq and is a predicted model, not a curated record.
AUGUCGCACCAACAAGACGUCGAGGCACAGAAUCCACCUGCCACUGCACCAACCGAGACUGCGCAUCAUUCUGCAGCGGUCGAUUCGGGGAUUGACGCUGGCUCGUCGUCUGAAUUCGAUCAAGAGAAUAAUGGGGAGCAUGCACUUGAAGCGCAAGAUGACACGAGUGAAGCAUCGACAGAUGAAGGCUACGCCGACUCCGACACACCCUCCUUCCUCUCCUCCAUCCUCUCCUCCGUGCGCCGCGGCGUAGAAAUAGAAGGCCGCCUGUACCCCACCUACGGCAAACACGACUACGGGAUGCCCAUCGACGAGACAGAACUCGAUCGAAUCGACCUCCAACACCAUAAAUACACCCUCUUACUCCGAGACCGUCUUUACGCAGCACCAAUCCCCGACUCUACUUUCUGCGACGCAAAUUCACGCAUCUUGGAUCUAGGGACGGGAACAGGGAUAUGGGCAAUCGACAUGGCGGACAAAUACCCCAAUGCCGAAGUCCUAGGCGUAGACAUAGCAGCCACACAACCAUCCUUCGUCCCCCCAAACUGCAGUUUUGAAAUCGACGACGUAGAAGAAGAAUGGGCAUACCGACCCUCCCACUUCGAUUUUAUACACGGCCGCGACCUCAUGACCGCUGUACGGGAUUGGCCGCGCCUAAUAUCCCAAGCCUACACACACCUAAAACCAGGCGGCUGGAUCCAACUCGCGAGUACGAUACCCGGCGGGCUGUCGGAUGAUGGUACCAUUCCGCCUAAUUCAGGAUAUCUGGAAUCAGCACGUGUGUAUUUUGAAAUCGCGGAGAGGAUGGGUGCGCCGCUCGACGCACCGCGGUCGUGGUCGAAGCAAAUGAAAGACGCAGGCUUCGUUAACGUGACCGACGAAGUGUACAAGUUACCCAUGGGCCCGUGGCCGCGGAGUAAGAGACUGAGGACGAUAGGGAAGUUGGAGCAGAUUAUGAUCUUAGAAGGAGGGUUUGAGGCGUAUAUGCUAAGGGGGUAUACGCAGGUGUUGGGGGGUCGGGCGGAGGAUUUGCAGAUUAUAUUGGCUUUGGCGAAGAGGGAGGUGAGGGAUCCGAGGGUGCAUACGUACGUUCAGUUUCAUGUUACGUGGGCGCAGAAACCGCCUGUGUAA